AUGGGCUAUCUGCAGAGCGCGGAGGAGGCCUUGGCCGCCGAGAAUUGGCGCAAUGCAGCCGAGCUGUUCAGCAAGGCCAUCAACGAGCUUCGGGAGAAUCUGGCAGCAGGCCCCGAUGUGGACGGUUUGGUGGAGGCUUACAGUGGCCGCGGCCAGGCCCUGGCCGAGAUGGGGCGCCAACGCGGCACGCUCCCAAGACAACCAGCGACGCUGAAGGCAGCCUUGGCAGACGCCCGUGCGGCUGCUGCCUUAGCUGCACGUGGUGCCGGCGGUAUCGGCCCUGUGCGGGCGGUGAAGGCACUGCAGAGCACCUUGCAGGAGACAGGACAAAACCUGGAAGAGGCGCAAGCCGCCGCCAGAGCACUUCUAGAUGGCCCUGCUGCUCGUGCUUCACGCAAAGUACAUCAAGAACUCCAGCAGCUCGCGCAGGGCGCGGACACCAGCCGGCUUUGUGCGGAAAUGGAUGCUGCUGCAGAUGAUGGCUGGUCUCCAGGCACAUUUCGGUGGCCGAGUCGUAUGACACUGCCCGAACUGCCUGCUGGAAAGCCUGCUGCGGCUGGGCUGUCAGACAAAGGUUGGGGACCAUACUUGCGGAGCCGGGGGGGCGAAGAGAUGGUCCGAGCGGCACGGGCAAAGGCCAUCAUGUUGGAUGCACUCUCUUUCCCCCUGUCCCUGGCAUGGAUACUCAGCCAGGAGUCCGUCGUCCAGUGGCCAAAGGAGCCGCGGCCACCGGAUUGGGAGCUGCAUGUGGUGGUGCUCGGUGCGACCUCCAAAGCCGAGGUGCGCGUUUGGCGAGACUCCAAAUACUGGGACGAACUAGCAGAACUUCUCAAGCACCGAUGUAAUGUUCGGCUUCACUUCGUUGGUCCGGAGAUAUCGCGCAGUUCCGGAUUCAGUGACCUCUCAGAAGUGCACCAGGUAGAGCCACCCUGCGCAAAGCACUUCUUUCAGCAGCGGCCUGAUCUUCGUCCGGAGAACACUGUGUGUGCUGUUUUCAAUGGAGGCUACGGAAAUUUCGUGGCCUCUGGGCGCGACGAGCUGUUUUGGAGCUGGCUGCCGGACUUGCUGUUCUUGGCUGAAUCGCGGUACUUGUGUGCCUUCUUCUGCGCCAACGACUAUGCAGAUCUACGUGGUGAGAUUGCAAUCCAUACGGCGAUCCUCGGAUCCUGCUUCGUGCUCUCGCCUCGCGAGAAUCCCUUCGCCAUGGCCACCGUGUAUUCCGGAGAGGACAAUUCUGGAGAGUGGUUCUCUGGAAAUGCUUUUACCUUUGUCACAUGUGGCUACCAGAGACGUGGCUUGAAGUUAACGGGAAGGCAUGCCGCCACUCAGCUGCAGUGCCCUGGCUUGAACCAUGGCUUUCUGGAAUGCCUAGCAGACGCGGAUGAGUGUGAAAUCGUAUCGAUGAUACUUGCCUUCGCACUGAGGAGCAUGGCCAUGGAAGCCGAAGGCUCAGAGUCAGACGACUUGGUGUACUCUGGACCAGACUUUCCCGAAGAACUAGACGAAUUCCUCGCCUACGGCGUGAGGGAGCAUGACGGUGACUUUGAGGCGAUCUCCGAAGACUUUCUGGAGAUUGCGCAGGGCUUGGAUGAGGAGCUUGUAGAGCGUGCCUACGAGUUUUACUCGCCGGAGGCCUUACGUAGGCGCUGGCGCUUCCUGACCGCGCUAGAAAGUGAGCCGGUCACAGGUGCCAGUGCUUCAUCUAGUGCAUCCAGUGCAGACAUGCCUGGGCCAAGACUGGGCGAUGUGAGGGAUCAGACAGAUCCCAUGGAAAUGCCACAUUUGUCGUUCUUUUCUGAAGACGUGAGAGACCAGAUCAAGGCAAUCUAUGACGAUGUGCAGGCGAAAUUGCCUUCUUCAUACCUAGACCAGGCUGAAGAUGACGAAGAUGUGCUUUGCGAAAACUCAGAUUCGAUCGCACCAGAAAUGUCUGUCAGCGGAAAGAGUGGGAGUGGAGCUGUCGACGGCGAGGGCGUGGCUGACGCUGACGAUCAGGAUGCUGGCACCGAUGACGGGGACGUGUCUGACUGCGAUUCAGAGCUAUCUGACAGCAUGGAGGACACGGCCGUGUCUCUUUUCGGCACAGCAGACCUCAACGAGAUUCUCGCGUACCUCUCGCGGCCGGAAGUUGAUGCCCUUCAGAUAGCAGUGGAGGCGCUCACUCCAGUAAAAAAGCCCGUCGCUCGGGCUCAUGACACUGUGCCGUCCGAUGGAGAGUCCGAGCAGGCGUAUCAGGCAAGACGCCGAGCCCUCAAGGACUCCAGCAAACGCUUGGUUAGAAACAGCUUUGGAGCUGAACAAGAUCAGAAAAGACAAAUGCGCUCACCACCAGAACCCAGGUGUGAGGUGAAAUCAGUCAGUGCAUCACAAAUCUCUGGAACAGUGAGGGCCUUGCAGCAGCUGGUUGACCCCAACGAUAGCGAGGCAGAGACCGAUGCGGCAGAGACUGAAUCGAAUGCCAGUGAGGAUGCGGACUACGAGGAAGACCAGGAUGUUCGCAUCCGCACAAUGUUGCAGCUCCUUCGCCAGGCGCCAAAUGGCGAUUGCCCCUGGGAUGUGUGGCUGGAAGCAACACGUGCAUGGCCUCAGCUCAAGAUUCGCUUGGAUGACCCCGGUAUCUGCCGACGUAGACAAGGCUUGCGGGUUGAGUUUAGUGUGGACAAGCUGAAGUCAGCAUUGGAGGAGGAGCGGGCUGAAAGGUUUGUCAGGAACGAGAAACGCAAGGAGAGGCGCUCGAAGAAUGGGGUUGUCGAGUUGGUACGUGAAGCUGAGCGACGUAGAGACAUGAUGAGCGGGCGAUGGGACUUCAAGGACCUUAUGUUGGUCUCAACAUAG
Messenger RNA from Symbiodinium sp. CCMP2456, 2835 nucleotides. NCBI's taxonomy places the organism in Eukaryota, Dinophyceae, Suessiales, Symbiodiniaceae. The record is from the annotation of a GenBank genome assembly.